AUGAGGGGAAAGGCCUUUUCGGGAAAGGCUGCGUUUGUGCUUUGUAUUGCUAGCUUUCUUGCUGGUUCGCUCUUCACCAGCUGUACCUAUUAUUGGGCUCACCAUGAUCAUGCUCUGUCACUGUCCCAAACAGAUCAAUCUACUUUUCUAAUAACAAGGCCUCGGGACUGUGACCACAAGAGAAAAUUGGUGGAAAGAAAAUCUGAAGAUGUCAUGGAUGAAGUUACGAAAACCCAUCACGCUAUCCAAUCACUAGAUAGAACGAUCUCGACGCUGGAAAUGGAGCUAGCAGCAGCCAGAACAAGGCAUAACGGAAGACCAGAUUCUCUCACAUACAACUACAGUACUACUAGUAGUACUACAAAGAAAGCAUUCGUGGUGAUCGGAAUCAAUACGGCAUUUAGUAGCAGAAAACGAAGAGACUCACUUCGGGAAACGUGGAUGCCAAGAGGGGAGAAUCUGAAGAAGCUAGAGAAGGAGAAAGGGAUAGUGAUAAGAUUUGUGAUAGGGUACAGCGCCACCCGAGGUGGAGCACUAGACAGAGCCAUCGAGGCAGAGGAGGCAGAGCACAGAGAUUUCCUCAGGCUGAACCACGUAGAGGGAUAUCACCAGCUCUCCACCAAGACCCGACUCUAUUUCUCGACCGCCGUCUCGCUCUGGGACGCUUUCUUCUACGUCAAGGUCGACGACGAUGUCCACCUCAAUGUGGCCACCCUUCUAACCACGCUCGCUAAGCACCGCUUCAAGCCCAGAAUCUACAUUGGCUGCAUGAAGUCUGGCCCUGUUCUGUCUCAAAAGAGCGCCAAGUACCAUGAGCCAGAACAUUGGAAAUUUGGGGAAGAAGGCAAUAAGUAUUUCAGGCAUGCCACUGGUCAAAUCUACGCCAUAUCUAAGGACCUUGCUUCCUACAUCUCUAUCAAUCUGCCCAUUUUGCAUAGAUAUGCAAACGAGGACGUGUCAUUGGGCUCCUGGUUCAUAGGCCUUGAAGUGGAGCACGUCGAUGACCGGUCUAUGUGUUGUGGGACACCUCCAGAUUGUCAAUGGAAAGCACAAGAGGGGAAUGUUUGUGCGGCGUCGUUUGAUUGGCAGUGCAGUGGGAUAUGCAAUUCGGUAGAAAGAAUGAAAAUGGUCCACAACUCUUGUGGAGAAGGAAACGGUGCCGUUUGGAGUGUUGAUAUAUGAUAAAUAUUCAUUGCUAAGCACGCUCUUUAACUCUUAUUUAUUUUUUA
Messenger RNA from Humulus lupulus (European hop), 1229 nucleotides. RefSeq names its product probable beta-1,3-galactosyltransferase 8. Bases 1 to 1182 code for a protein of 393 amino acids. The record is from RefSeq and is a predicted model, not a curated record. Gene Ontology annotation, molecular function: hexosyltransferase activity. The transcript has 6 exons. Gene Ontology annotation, cellular component: Golgi membrane. NCBI's taxonomy places the organism in Eukaryota, Viridiplantae, Streptophyta, Magnoliopsida, Rosales, Cannabaceae.